This is a messenger RNA of Sander lucioperca (pikeperch), 2858 nucleotides long. RefSeq names its product queuine tRNA-ribosyltransferase accessory subunit 2 (gene qtrt2). Lineage: Eukaryota; Metazoa; Chordata; Actinopteri; Perciformes; Percidae. The record is from RefSeq and is a predicted model, not a curated record. Bases 352 to 1638 code for a protein of 428 amino acids. Gene Ontology annotation, molecular function: tRNA-guanosine(34) queuine transglycosylase activity. The transcript has 8 exons.
GUAGUUCCUGUUAGUCAGUGAGUUUUGUAGGGAAGCGAAAAAAGAGAUGCUCCUAGUUACUUAGCUACACAUAUAUAAUUCAAACCAGCACAAUUGUGAAUAGGUAGGUUUCCUUAUCGUCUUGUAAGAGCAGUAAGUAACGUUAAACACCUCAACUCACCGAACGCUUGAAUAGAGUCGUUAAUACGUGAGUGGUUAGGCUAGUUAACGGUAGCUACGUGGCUGCUUCACAUGUGUUUUGCUAACGUUAACGUAAGCUAUCUGAGAUCUAUCAUUUAAACUCGUGGUGGUUUAGGUACUGUACGUUAGUGUAGUUCAGUGAAUCUUUUUAGAGAGACUGCAGCUCCUGGUAUGGCUGGCAGCAGGAUGAAGCUGGAGCUAACCCGUGUGGUUCAGGGAAGAAGUCGGCUGGGUGUACUGAAGGGGCUCGGCAGGACGGGACAGCACUCUCUGGAAGUCCCGGGGUGUCUGCUGCACACACACGUAGGCACAGUGCCCCACCUCACCCAGGAAACACUGCACACCCUGAGCAACCUCACCUCUGUCACUCAGGUUACCCUGUCCAAUAUAGCAGAGCACCAGGAAGUGUUGGAGGAGUUUAAGGAUGGAUUCAGAAAGUUUGCAGGUCUUCAUGAUACUGUAUUGUAUUGCUCUCUUCACGACCCUGCGACCCCCUGCCCAACAGGUUACACUACUAAUAAGACGGUGUCAGUGUGGGGCAGCGGUGGGCGGAUCGAGCUGACAGUGGCCAAGUUUAUGGCUCUCCAGAAGACCGUGCAGCCAGACUGGUACCAGAGCAUGGCAGACGGAGAGACGUGGCAGAAUAACACCUCCCGCAAAAGGGUUCGAAAGUCGGUGGAUCGAACUCUCGCCCACUUGGAUGAGUGUCUGCUGGUUCACCAAAAAUCCCAGGAGUUGGAGGGAGUGGAGAUGUUUGGGGUGGUGGAGGGAGGAGACAUCCUGGAAGAGAGGGUGCGCUCAGCCAGGGAGACAGCCAAGAGGCCGGUGGCAGGAUUCUGCCUGGACGGCCUGCAGAUGGGCUCCAUGGACCGGGCCCUGAGGACCCAGCUCAUCACUGCUGUGACCAAAGAGCUGCCUGAGGACAAACCAAGACUGCUGCAGGGUGUAGGACAACCUGAUGAGGUGCUGGCGUGCGUGGAGGCCGGUGUGGACCUGUUUGAGAGUUUCUUCCCCUUCCAGGUGACAGAGCGAGGCUGUGCUCUUUGCUUCAGCUUUGACAUUUCCCCGGACCCGGAGCUCGCAGGUAGAGCGCCCCAUGCAGUGCUAGGGCUGGAUGAAGAGAGGGACACGGCGGGAGAGACGCAACAGAAUGGAGAUUUUAAUCUUGAAGAUCAAACGCAGAUGACAUCCUUUGAGAUCAAUCUCAAAGACAAAAGGUACCAGGACGACUUCAGGCCCCUGGUGGAGGGGUGUGGCUGCUACUGCUGUAAGAACCACCAGAGGGCGUACCUGCACCACCUGCUGGUGACCAAUGAGCUGCUGGCUGGAGUCCUGCUCAUGAUUCACAACACAGCCCACUAUCAUGCCUUCUUCGGCGCCCUGAGAGAAGCUCUGGCCAAUGAUAAACUGGACCUUCUAAAGAGACGGGUACUUAGGGAAAGUGGCAGGCAGACAUAAAGAAAGGACUAAGACUCAUAAGUGGAAUGAUAGGAGAGGGAUUGAUCCUGCUUUUCCUUUAAAGGAUCACUGGACUGACUUGGCCAGACGCAAUCAAAGCUUUGUCUUACCACCUCAGAGACCUUGAGACAGAGCCCCUCCAUAUAUGGAAUGAAAAGACAAAAAGACACCCAUUUGAUGUUUGUCCCUUAGAUGUGGGUCCUGGUUUCACAGCAGGAGGGACCGCUCCCUGAAGCUUGUGUAUUGAUCUGAGCAGAUAGCCAGGAGAUGAAGUCAGAGUUAGGUGCCUUAAGAGGGAAAGGAGCUGGAUAGGAGGUCAAGAGGAAUUUGCAUAAAGAGAUACAUGUAAGGAUGGAUGGUGGUGUACUAUUGACUGACUAAAUCCCUGUGUGCCUUCUGUUGUGGUGUGAUUGCAGGUUAGCAGAUGAUUAAUACCCUUUGGACUCAUUGAUACAGUAGCAUAGACCAGAGGGAGAACCAACUUGGGUAACCCAAAAAAGUUCCCGCUUUUCUCCUGUCAUACAUUAAAACAUCAUGUACUAAGAUUUCUUUGAGGCAUCCUUUUGUUAUUUCAUAUUGGUCUGUCGUCAUCCAGCCGUUCAUUUAUUCUUGUGCACCAGGAAUAUUUUUAAUGUUUCAGUUGGAUGAGCUGCUCACACACGUAGACUUUGACUUCAUGUCGCUGUCAAACCCAUAGACUAAUCAGCAUGUAUGAUGAGAUUGUGUGUCGCAUUAAACACGGCGCUCUCAACAUGCAGAUGGUGGUGGCUUUCUCUUGUGAGCUUCGGGGAGGUUAACUGAAGGUUUGAGCUGACAGCUUCACCAUUCCCACUGCUGAGGGAGGAUAAAGAUCAAGGAAAGAUAUGGGUCUCUACUGCCUCCCAUGCAGCAAUGGAGAGAGGCAUUUUGAAAGUAAGGAGAUAUAAUUGACUGCCAGACCGUGCAGAUAUCUGUGGGGGACAAGGGACAGACUGAGUUGGUUUAAUGGGAUGGUAGUAGACAGAAGAUGGUGUGGAGAAGGUUGUAAAGUCAAUCCCCCAGAUUAGCCAGUAAAAAUAGAAUGAGUAGUGAACGGAUAUUGCCCUCCUUUCCCUGGAUAAUGGCUAAUAGUAUUUUACUCAGAAACUUCUCAGUGGAGGUGUUCAGCAGCUAAUGUUUCCUUGUCUAUCUGACAAACAUUUGUAUAAAAAAAUUGUCACUAAAUCUACCCUUGGUAAAUA